Microplitis mediator is the source of this 738-nucleotide messenger RNA. Its product is annotated as ankyrin-3-like. The transcript is spliced from 2 exons. Lineage: Eukaryota; Metazoa; Arthropoda; Insecta; Hymenoptera; Braconidae. Gene Ontology annotation, cellular component: nucleus; cytoplasm. Gene Ontology annotation, molecular function: protein binding. The coding region runs from base 1 to 738 and encodes 245 amino acids. The record is from RefSeq and is a predicted model, not a curated record.
AUGGUGGCAUAUUUAUUGCGGAAAAAUGCGAAAGUUAACAGCGACUGUGAAGUCCUGUCGCCUCUUCAGAUAGCCGCCAUGAACGACAACACGAAAAUUUUCAAAAUAAUUCUGGAACACGGGGCUAAAAUAAAUGAUCACAAUAUUCAUAAUAAUAAGUCACCAAUUGAGCUAGCAGUUGAGCACAACAAUAUUGAGAUCGCAAGACUUAUCGUUGAUCACAAAAAUUUUGGAUUAAAAUGUGAUCAGUCGUUACUGCAUAUGGCUAUCAAGAAAAACAACUUGGAAAUGGUCUCAUUAUUAUUAGAAACUGGUGCGGAUGUCGAUGAAUAUGAUGACGAUGGAUUCGCUCCAAUCCAUCACGCAGUAAAGGCCCGCAUCGAUGAUAUUUUGCAAUUAUUAUUAGAUUAUGGAGCAGAUAUUAAUGCUAAAAAUAAAUAUGGAAAUACUUCAUUUUCUAUGGUUCUAAUGCAUACGUUUCACAUAUUUUAUGCAAAAUCUAAUGGCCCUGUUGGACUGUCUUUUCCCGGCAAUACACAGAAUAAUAGUAAAUUGGAUAUUCUCCUAGAUAAUGAUGCAGACAUAGAAAGUCUUGAUAUCCGUAAAUAUCUUCCACAUAUUAACGAUACUAAUCGCAUCAUUAUUAAUCCUAAAGAUAAUGACGGUAGUUCGGAAAAUAAAAAACGCAUUAUUAAACAGAUUAUUAAACAUGUGAUUUUGAAGUUGGUAGUCAAUUAG